Messenger RNA from Mus musculus (house mouse), 5792 nucleotides. It is a transcript of the gene Rassf9, whose product is annotated as Ras association (RalGDS/AF-6) domain family (N-terminal) member 9. Gene Ontology annotation, cellular component: endosome; cytosol; trans-Golgi network transport vesicle membrane. The transcript is spliced from 2 exons. The record is from RefSeq and is a predicted model, not a curated record. Gene Ontology annotation, biological process: signal transduction. Bases 844 to 2121 code for a protein of 425 amino acids. Lineage: Eukaryota; Metazoa; Chordata; Mammalia; Rodentia; Muridae.
UAAGCCUUUGGUUCUGAUGAGAACUGUUUGGCGAGUCGGUCGGGAUCUAGAAUGAAGACCCAGCUAGCUCUUCAGACCAUAGGUCCUGUAUUGACGAUGGACGUAUCCCGAACAAGGAUCAUGGGAAAUCAUGACUGAUUUUUAACUCUCUUUUCCCUUUAUGGCAGUCUGAGUACACUAACUAACACUAACAUUUUCUCUUUACUUUGUCUUGAACUUUUGGGGAGAGAAGAAUCACAAGAUCUGGUUUAGUUUAAGCGUUGCAUUAGAAUAUCUCUUUUUGAAAAAGCUUAAGAGUUUGGGAAAGAUACAACUAGGAUUUCUAAUCACUUAUUGAAAGGAAAAAUUAAAAAAAAAAAGUACAACUGCUGAUACAAUCUGGAAACAAUGCUUUGGUCCCCUCUAAGAGUGGAGCAUUUCUAAAAUCUGGAAAGUUCCCAAUUGCGAACAUUCCCAGAAGGAGCUCUUAAUGGACUGUGUGUCUUUGAGAACUUUAGGUGGCUUAGGCGUUCAAAGAGGAGACAAGCAGCUAUGUGCUUCACUUUAUUAUUGCCACUAUACUUAGAGUUAAUGCAUGUACUCUGCAUACUGAGAGAGAGAGAGAGAUUGGAAGGGGGGAUUUGGAAUAAUGGGAUAAUAUCUAUAUAUUUCACUACCAUAACUAAUUUACUUAUACUCAAAUAUUACAUUUUAUGCAAACAAUGAAAUGAUUAUUUGAGACAGGAUUUAUUUUUUUAAUAUAUCUGUUUUGGCAGAUAUAAUAAAAUGGGCUUUCCAGCCAUUCUUCUCUCCUCUUCAUUAUGCCUGUUUGCGCUUGUCAUCUUCUGCUUAGUGUAAAUUUAAAUGGAUACAAUUACAAGAUCUCCAACUAAAGACAUGGAUCCUGAAGAGAAGGAAAUUGUGGUUUGGGUUUGCCAGGACGAGAAGAUUGUCUGCGGAUUAACUAAACGCACCACCUCCAUCGAUGUUAUCCAGGCUCUACUUGAGGAACACGAAGCCACAUUUGGAGAAAAGCGAUUUCUGUUGGGCAAGGCCAGUGACUACUGCAUCGUAGAAAAGUGGAGGGGCUCAGAGCGAGCCCUUCCUCCUCUGACCAGGAUCCUUAAGCUGUGGAAGGCUUGGGGAGAUGAACAGCCCAACAUGCAGUUUGUUUUGGUUAAAACGGAUGCCUUCCUCCCAGUUCCACUGUGGCGGACCGCUGAAACCAAACUAGUGCAAAAUAAUGAAAAACCUUGGGAGCUCAGCCCAGCGAAUUACAUGAAAACAUUACCACCAGAUAAACAAAAACGAAUCGUCAGGAAAACCUUCCGGAAACUGGCCAAAAUUAGGCAGGACACAAGUUCCCAUGAUCGAGACAAUAUGGAGUGUUUAGUUCAUUUGAUUAUUUCUCAGGACCACACGAUUCACCAGCAAGUGCAGAGAAUGAAAGAGUUAGAUAUGGAAAUUGAAAAAUGUGAAGCUAAGAUCCACUUGGACCGAGUAGGGAAUGAUGGGGCUAAUUACGUUCACGAGGCCUAUUUAAUGCCUAGGUUAAGUGAUGAAGAGCAGAAGUUAGACAUUCAAGCUGAGAUCAACCAGACUCUAGAGGACCUGAACGACAGUGAGGGGAUGGCGCAGCUGGAGGAACAGCUGCAAUACUACAGAGCCCUCAUCGAUAAGCUCUCUGCUGAGAUCGAGAGAGAGGUGAAGGGCGCAGGCAUUGAUGGGAUUGAAGACAUGGAGGGGGCAGCUGCCUGUGAGCUGGAAAACUCGGAUUUGGAAAGCGUUAAGUGCGAUUUGGAGACAAGUAUGAAAGCUGGUUUGACAAUCCACUCUCACUUGAGUGGCAUCCAGAGAGAGAUUAAAUACAGUGACUCACUGCUUCAGAUGAAAGCAAGGGAGUACGAACUCCUAGCCAAGGAGUUCAGCUCACUUCACAUUAGCAACAAAGAUGGAUGUCAGGGAAAAGAAAACAGAGGAAAGGAAGCUGAGGCUCCCAGCAGCAAUGGGGAGACCCCUCCAUUAACUCAAAGGGUGUUUAACAUAUAUACAAAUGACACGGAUUCAGACACUGGCAUCAGUUCAAACCACAGUCAGGACUCUGAAACGACUCUGGGAGAUGUGCUCCUGCUGGCAACUUAACUUCAAUGGCUUCUUUCUGACCUUUAAUGAUGUUUUGGGUGGUUUAUCAACGAUUCUAUUCCGUAUAUAACAUUGUCAAAAUGUAAACCAUGAUAAAGUAUUCAAUAGUUAAUAAAAACUAGUGGCCACCACUGCUUGUUUUCAAUAUAGUAUUACCAACUUUAUGAUAGGUUCAAGCGAAAGUGUAUUAAGAAUGCAGUAAAUCUAGCUUAUGGUUACAUAAAGCAGACACAAUCUAAUGAGGAUUGAUGAUUCCCCCCACAGCUUCUAUGAGGCAUGAAUGAUAGGAACGUAAAAUUAGUUCUCAACGUUUGUUCAUCAAAAUAUUCAUACUGCAAGCAUGAAGCAAGAUCAACAUGUUUCUCAGUUUUGACAUUUUAUCGUUAGAAUAUCUAAGUCUGUAAAGUGCAGGGAUGUUCCUAUGUCAUAUACAUCAUAUGUGGAUUAAUUCAAAUCUUUGUUGUUGUUGUUUUUAAUAAUCAGACUGCAAAAUGUACUUACUGCGUGAGUCUCUUCCUGACUGCUGUCUGUUUAAAUGUAGAGACAGGAAGCUGUUGGGACAUGUAUAAUUCCUGACAGUGGAUUGCUUUGGAUGCAGAUGAGGCAAAGCCAAGUGCUAUACACAAUCAGUUUUUUUUUUUUUUUUUUCCUGAGCAAUUCUACCAGGAUCAUGAACUAUGCACAUGCUCACUAGUUCCUCUAAUCAAACCAAGGCUGGUUGCAAGUCCAUUAUUUUGGGAGUCAUAGUGUAGGCUACAAAAGAAAUCAGUCAAAGGUUUAUUUAUGUCUUGUCUGUAUAAGUAUUGAAGUGGAAUGUAUGGCUGCUUGUAUGGACAUAUUAGUAUUCUCUUCUCGGGGAAUAUGCAGAGGAGAACUGAAUAUUUAUUCUCAUAUACUGUAACCCAUCAGUCAGAGGGAUUCCCAGGUACUUAAAUAACCAAGUACUUUUAAGCUGCCCCAAGCAUGUUAAGGGAAACUCAAGAAGCUUUGUGGAUUGUUUGGAGUCUGUCUUCACUGACAAUUAUCAUGUUUUUGUUUUGACUCUGGUAGACAUUUCCUCUCUCUCCUCUCUUCUUUCCCCCUCCUAUUUGCCAACUCGUCCUCCCUUCCUCCAAGUAAGACAGACCAGGAUGUCUUGACAACCAAAAACAUUCAUUUCAUCGUUUUGUUGUUAACUGAAUAUUGGUAUGCUCUAAAUUUUCUUUGGUUGGCACAUUUCACACAUGUCAGGAUACAAGAAGUAGAAAUGUUGUUUGAUGUACGGAUACUAUGUAGACACUAGCUAUUACUCCUAGGACAUUUCUUUUUUAUACAAAUUGUUACAGCACUUAACUUCUCUUCCUUUUAAAGCUUACAUGUUUUAAGAUGUUUUUACCAGCUUUAUUCCAGAUGCAAUGUCGUUAAUGGCUCUUUCCAACUCUUUUUUUUUCUUCUUCUCUUCUUCCCUUACCUUCUUCAUAUAUCUUUGGGAAGACACACCUGUAUUUCUAUAGCAUUGAAUGUCUGGAAAGUACCCAUGUGACCACUUUUUUAAAAACCACAAUAUUUGAAGGCCAUACAAUAAGAAUUUAAAUUCCAUGGAAAUACUGGGAUAGUCAGUAAACAGCCGGAUUCACAUAAAUCAUCCUUUGUUAAAGGAAAGCUCUCCUGAAUAAUAACCCAACAGAUCACUAAAGUGCAUGCUAAAUUGUCGACAAAUUUAUUGUUUCUCAAAGAGAUUAAAUUCAUAAGAUUAUCGUAAGUGAUAAGCCAUCUGUUACCUUGGUUUUUUUUAAAUGAAAGCUAUCUCUUUGAAUUAUAUGUUUAGUAAGAAAACAAGUACUGCAUAUCUUACUAUGCAACUUGAUCACUUUAUCUAGCUUCAUAAAGAGUAUGGUGACUUUAGGUGCAAUUCUGCAUUUUCCUGUAAAGAGUGUUAAAACUUCUGUAAGAAUGCAGUCUUCUUAAACUCAUUGUAGAGUUUACAUUUUUUCCAUAAUUAUUAAAAUGUAUCUGUGCCCUCGCUCAUUACAUUGAAACACAUGGCAAUUAGUUUCCAUGGUAGGCUCUAAUAUAGUUAAAUAUGAGCAUAUUUAUACACAUAGAGAUAAUGAGUGAUCUCAUGAAUACUACUCUAUUUAUUGUUAAAUUGAUGGUUAAGCUUAUAAAUACAGGACCUGCAGGUUUAAUGCUUUAAUUAUCUUCAGAAACUUAGUGAAUUACAAGCCCUUAAGUAGCCUGGCAGAUUAAUCAUGAAAUGGCCAUGUGCAGCUCGGAAAAGCCAGCUAUGGUUGACGAUGUUUGUUUUUUCCCAGGACUAGUUUCUGAGAGCAUGACUGGUGUCUGUGCAUAGUUCUGCUCUGGAGGCCCGUUUCCCUCUCCUCUUACUACGAGCUCACAUGCUGCCUACUUUCUUUCUUUCUUUUUGUUGUUUUUGUUUGUAGAUUUGUUUUGUUUUAGAAGACAGGCUUUACCUGUGUAGCCCUGGCUGUCUUGGAACCUCUCUGCCCGCAGAACUCUGCCUUCUGAUUACAGGUAUUAAAGGCCUGUGCCAACAUGCCCAGUAACUACAUCCAGCAUGCUUAAAAGUGCUCUUUUCUUUCAGACAACUGUGUUCCAUCCAGUUCUAAUCUUUUAUCUCUGAACAUACAAAUACCCUAGAUGAACUUCUCCUGAGCUUCUCUUGCACAGGAGGCUUCCUGCAUUUAUGUAUUCUGCUAACUCUACUCACUCAGUAGGGUUUUAUUUUACUGUGUUAUUAUCUGCCUUUCUAACUCGAUUGAUUACUACCAGCUUCGUAGCCCCUUGUUCUAUUUGUGAAUUGAAAUGUGGAACUGUAAAGGGUUUUAACAUAUUUUGUGAAAUUUGUUAUAUAUAUUUCACAAAAUAUGUUAAUAUAUAUAUAUAUAUAUGUGCAAUUUUUAGAUAACCAUGCAUAUCAUCAGGCCUAAAAAUAUUAGCAGGAAUUCUACUUGGAAAGUUAGGGAGCAAAUACUAGAUCUUUACAUUGCUAAAAAUUUUAUCAAUACGAUAUCAUUUUUAAUUAACCUUAAAAGGUGUACUUUAUUGGGGGCACUAUGUGUUAUUUCAGUACACACACACACACACAACACACACACACGCACACACACACACACUUUAUAUUACAUAAAAUUCAAGUCAGGAAAAGCAUUCUUACUUUUUUUCAAUUAACAGAGUCUCUGACUUGAAACAUCUCAAAUGCCUUUUUAUUUAAUGGCAACAUUAUUAUAUCUAAGCAUUGUGCAUAUGUAAGAAAAAGAUUUUGUAAUUUUGAGGUUGAAGUGGUAGAUACACAAGAUCUUUUAAAUAUCUAAAUUAAACAUCUGUACCACUUUUUUUCUUAAUUGAAAAGUUAUGUUUUAUUAGUACAUCAAAGCAUUUCUAACCCAUUAAAUUUUUAUUUUUGUAUUUAUUUAAACCUCCACCGUAUAUGACAAAAUAGGAAUCUGUGGCUACAUUUUAUAAAUUUUCAGACUCUAGUUAUUGUUCUAAUUAAAACAUAUUUUUCUAGUGACAGAAGAAUACAUUUUAACCCUGAGGUAGUUUUUACAAUAGCAUUGAACUAUUUCUUUUCAUGCUGCCUUACUGGUUUGAUAAACUUCAUGUGACAAAUAUAAAGUAUCAUUUCUUCAAGUUAUAACUGAUCCAGAAAAAUAAAAAAGAUUAUUGUA